CUCUUCGUCUCCACCUGUCCCAAGAAGGUCCAUUCCUUUUCUCGUAGCUGCAUGCAGCUGGCCAAAAGCGGAGACGCCGUCUUCCGGCGCCGGAAACCGCGUUUUCGUUCUUCUCCGGUGUCUGUACACCCGGUUUCCACCCUUGUAAGGGCAACGCGGCUCGGCAACUGGGGUGUCUUCGCAGCUGUUCCCUCUUCUUCGUUCACACUUUCUUUGGCGCUUUCUUCGCCUGGGGCUCCUGGUUUCUCCAGCCUCGAGAAUCGGUCUUCGCCUCUGUUCAAUCUAGACAUUCUGCAGACGAAGGAACUUCACUGCGUAGCGGUUUUUACCUCUCCGCUGCAACCCCCAACCGAGUCCCUCUCUGCUUUUUCUGCAGAUCCUCGCCUUUCGUGUAGCCGCUUUUGGCUCUCCUGUACCUUCCCGUUUCUCGUCUGUUCUUUCUCUCCACUUUGUUUUCCUUCUUGUCACUCUCCGUGUAUUCUCUCUUUUUCACGGUGUGCCGUCGCUCACCGUUUUCAUCUUGUUCUUCCUCUUCUCUCUCUCCUCAUCUCUCUUUCCGCUGCUUCUCUCCGCUUUUCUCUACUGCCUUCCUCCCUGCGUUUCUGGUUUCCUCUCGUUCCUCACAUUUUCGUCGCGUUUUUCAGUCGUUCCCUCCUCGCUUUGUUCGCGCUCUCCUCCGCAUCCUCUUCCUGCGUCAGGAGGCUCCAGGCAAGGGAAGCAGACGGAGGAAAGCUGCGUCGCAGCGCCGAGAGAACCUUUCUCGUCCUCUGGGCGCGAAAGCGUUUGUCGCCCUCGUGGUUGUUUCUGAGAAGCGGAGAGUGGAGUUUGUUCUGAGCGAAGUUUCUUCUCGCACACAGCGAGACAGACGGCGAAGUCAGAGCGCCAGAGAGAGAGAAGAACAAGCGUCAGAGAGCGCCAGAGAGAGAGAAGAACAAGAGCCAGAGAGCGACGAAGAGAGAUAGAGAGAAGAACAAGAGCCAGAGAGCGACGAAGAGAGAGAGAGAGAAGAACAAGAGCCAGAGAGCGACGAAGAGAGAGAGAGAGAAGAACAAGACCCAGAGAGCGACGAAGAGAGAGAGAGAGAGAAGAACAAGAGCCAGAGAGCGACGAAGAGAGAGAGAGAAGAACAAGACCCAGAGAGCGACGAAGAGAGAGAGAGAGAGAAGAACAAGACCCUGAGACCGACGAAGAGAGAGAGAGAGAGAGAAGAACAAGAGCCAGAGAGCGACGAAGAGAGAGCAAGAGAGAAGAACAAGGGCCAGAGAGCGACGAAAAGAGCGAGAGAGGGAAGAACAAGACCCUGAUACCGACGAAGAGAGAGAGAGAGAGAAGAACAAGAGCCAGAGAGCGACGAGGAGAGAGAGAGAGAAGAACAAGGGCCAGAGAGCGACGAAGAGAGAGAGAGACGGAAACGAGAAGGAACAGAAGGAGCUGGACGUACACCGAAGAGGGAUGGAACGUGCGCCGUGGAAGCCGGCGGCGCGUACGCGUCCAGGCCUGGCGGCUGACGCAGGCGAAGAAGCAGAUUUGGAAGCGAGUCGCUUAGGUGAAGAAGCAGAUUUGGAAGUGAGUCGCGCAGGUGAAGAAAGCGCAGAACCUGAAGGAAGCGAACUCGAUGAUUGGCUGGAGGAGAAACGGCGGCGAGAGAUCUGGCGGGUCCUCUGCCUCCCGGAGGUAGAUGACGAAGGCUUCGUCGACCUCACAGCUGUUCUUCGUCGUUCCUUGACGAGAAAUGCGCCGCCGGGGUGGGCGGUUCACGGCGCAGACUUCCAGGCGGAAGUCGCGAUGCAGGCUGUCGAGGUCGGUGAGCCCCCCAUGGACGUUGGAUACAAUCUCGGCACCUUUGCUCUCGGACAACAGAAGCUCGAUCACGUUUCUUCCUCCACUGCUUCUGUCUCAGCUUUCACUUCUCCCUUUUUUUCCUCUCCCUCUUCUUCUUCCUCUCCCUCUUCUUCUUCCUCUCGCUCUUCUUCCUCUCCCUCUUCUUCGUCCUCUCGCUCUUGUUCUUCCUCUCCCUCUUGUUCUUCGGCUUCCGCUUGUUCUUUCGUUUCGUCGUCGCAGCCUGGAAUGCGAGAGAGGCUGGCGUUUCAGAUGCGUCUAGUGAAGGGGAACGUGUCAGACGGAGAAAUGGCGUUCGUGAUGAAUCGUCUGCUGCGGCUUCUCUUGCCCACUUUGACCGAAGGGAGACAUUUCCCUCAGACGGUCCUCCAGUGUGUCUGCUUCCAUCAGCCUCUUCGCAGAGUCGUCCGUGACGCCUGGGAGACAAAAGGCAGGCGCACGCAGAAGGCCGCGAGUCCAGAGAGCUCCGAGGAGACAGACUCCCCACAGAGGAAAAGAGAGGUGAAGACGGAAGAGAGAGCGCGAGAAGACAGCGCGUCCGAAGACGCCUCCCUCCUGCUUCUCCACAGACUGCCGCUGCUCCGAGCUUUCUGCCGCUGUCUACUGCACGCCUGCCUCGCCGUCGACGAAAUGCUCCAAGGCGCCCGAAUGGACCGGCUUAUAUUCGAAGAAGACCACCGCAGCUUCUGGCCAGCUCGGCGCCUGCUGCAACUGGCAGACCGCCGCGAGCACCAGCUCGCGUCGUGGUCGCCCUCGAAAGAAGAAGAACAAGAAGAAGAACAAGAAGAAGAACAAGAAGAAGAGCAAGAAGACGACCGAGAAGGAGAACGAGAUGGAGAAGAAGAGAGAGCAGGAGAGAGAGAAGAGAGAGAAGAAGGAGAGUUGCACAGACAGAAGGAAGGAUUGGAAGAGACUUUUUUCCGAGACGAAGCACUGGGUAACGAAGGGAGGUGCGACGACUUGUUCCUGAGUGUGGGCGAAGAAGAAAAGCGUUCUUGUGAAAGAGGCCGAGGGGAAGAAUUUUUUUUCGAGGAAUCUCUCGCAGAGGCAUGGCAAGUCUCUGGGGUCAACGUAGACGAGCUGCUGGCACUCCAGGGGGGCGAAGCUGGAAGCGCGAUUUGUGCGCUGAGGAAGGAACUUCGAGUUUUUCUCCUCUCUCGAAAGAAUCCAGUGAACAUGCAGAAGGCUCCCGGAGACGCGCGCACGGAAGACAACCAGGAGCAUGUGGAAGGGAUUGCCUUUGCGUGUCGCUUCGUCCUCCACUUUCUCCUUCUUCUUCUCGAGAUGCAGCGCGUCGACGCCGGCCUCGUCGCCGCCGUGGAGCGCUUCCUCUCCCGACCCCCAGAGGCGGAUUCGCGACAAGUCUUGCAGCCGAGAAGCUCUUUUCUCUCUUCGUCAGAAAACAGGGGGAGAAGAACCGCGAAACACAAGCAUUGCCGUACAGCUGAAGCCACGAAGGGUGAACAAGAGCGAGAAGAAGAAAAGGAGAGGGAAGCAGAACAAGAGAGUGAACAGAAGGGAGAAGAAGAGAGAGACCGAGAGGAAGAACAAGAGGGAAAACAAGACCGUGUUAUCACGACACUGCUCCGCAUUUUGGAGAGGUCCAGGCGACAGAUAGAUUUGCUCAGUGAGCUCUUGGAGAGAGAAGAGAAACGUAGCAGAAAGAUCAGAGGAGACAGGCGAACUCGACAGGCGAGCGACUCGCACGCUGAACGAGAGCAGGGCAUCCGAGAUGCAGAAGAAGGCCCCCGAGAAGAUGACGACGAUGAAAAAAGUGAAACCGCAUGGAACGCGACACUCUGGUUUGAUCCGCUCUUCGUCCAGCAGUGUGGAGUUCUGCCUCUUCCGCCUGUUCAGCCGCCGUCUCGGCGUACCUUCUCCGCGACCUCAGUCGCUCUUCUGCAGCGCCUCUCGACUUUGCUUCGAAUCUCUGCGUCUUCGCUUUCUUCUCUCUCCCGUUCCUCUUCCGAAGAGUGCCGUCUCGACUCUUCUUCCCCCUCUGCUUCUUCCUCUGCUUCUUCCUCUUCUUUUUCCUCUUUUUCCUCUUCUUCUUCCUCUUCUUCCUCUUCUUCUUCCUCGUCUCCUUCUUCUUUCUCUGCUUCUUCCCCCUCUGCUUCUUCCCCCUCUUCUUCUUCUUCCUCUUCUUCCUCUUCUUCUUCCCCCUCUUCUUCCCUCUUUUCUUCCUCUUCUGCUUUUUCGUCUUCUCCUCACUGUGCUUCUGGAACUUCGGUCACGUGUUUCGGAUCGUCUUCUUUUCUCUGUUCGGAGGACGCCUGCCUUUUCCCUCGGUUUCUUCUUCAUCAGUUAAACGCCCUGAGACCUUGGCAAGAGUCUCUCUCUGCGUCGUCUCUGGGGUCGCGUCUUUCGGCGAAUUCCCCACCGGCGUAUCUCCACCGGUAUGCCAUUGCAUGCGUUGGCGCAGCGGCGGACGUCCUCAAAUUUACUUCAUUUCCUUCCUCUUCCUCUCGUCCUCCCUCACCUUCUUCUCUCUGUGCUUCUUCCUCUCCUUCUUCUCGCUCUUCUGCUUCUCCGUUCAUGUCGGAAGUCGUUUUCUGUUCUCCCUCGCUGCUGCCUGCACUGGCGGACGACGUGACGCUGCUUCGCGUCUUCGCUUUGCGGCUUCUUCAGACGGUGACGGCGGCGGCUGAAGACUUUGAGGGACGCCGGCCGCGGUCGAGGCCUCUGCAGGAAAAGAUUUUCGCGCGUCUCUCUGGGCGAGAAGGCUACGCAGAGAGCGAAGGAAAACUCCCCACAAAAGAGACGAAAAAGGCAGACCGAACUCUCUCGUCUCCAGGCCCAGUCUCGUGGCGACGACAAGCCGAAAUCCUUCUCCUCGCUCACACGAAAGCGUCGCGCUUCCCUGUCUCUCAACUGCGGCAACAACCGCCUGUCACAGAUCGCUGCUCCGCAUCUCCCCUGUCUCCCGUGUCUCCUCUGUCUCCGGUUUCUCCUUCUUCUCUGUGUGCAGAGAGUUCGGUUUCUUCAUUUGCGGCGUCGACGGCCGGCGACCGCGGCUCGCGCGCGAGGCAGUUGAGUGGGAAGAAGACAGAGUCACUUGGGAGGAAGCAGCGGAGCAACGCGGACCGGAAAGAGAGCGCCGCGCAGGAGGCGGUCCGCGCGUUCGUCGAUUCUCUCGCAGAAGCUCUGCAGGCGAACGCGACGAGCUUCCACCUGAGUCUGGCGAGGCACCACCGCGACUUGAAGCGCCGCAUGCGCCAGGUGGCGGGCGUCCUCCAGCGCGCCCUCGCGGUGCAGGCAACUCUCGCCUCUCUUCACCUUGAGAUUGGAAAAAACGGACGUCUCUCUUCCUCCUGCUCCCAGUCUCCUUCUUCCUCCUUCUCCGCGUCUUCUUCUUCCUCCUGCUCCGCGUCUUCUUCUUCCUCCUGCUCCGCGUCUUCUUCUUCCUCCUUCUCCGCGUCUUCUUCUUCCUCCUGCUCCGCGUCUUCUUCUUCCUCCUGCUCCGCGUCUUCUUCUUCCUCCUUCUCCGCGUCUCCUUCUUCCUCCUGCUCCGCGUCUCCUUCUUCCUCCUGCUCCGCGUCUCCUUCUUCCUCCUGCUCCGCGUCUCCUUCUUCCUCCUGCUCCGCGUCUUCUUCUUCCUCCUGCUCCGCGUCUUCUUCUUCCUCUUGUUCUUCUUCUUCCUCUUGUUCUUCUUCUUCCUCUUGUUCUUCUUCUUCUCUUUGGGGUCCAGCUGCAGCUCCAGCGGUCGUGGCUCUUCGACUGCUUUUGUCUCAGCAGCGGCGGCGCUUGCUGCUCUCGGCUUCGCUGGACCUCUUGCGUCCACAAGAAAAAUGUCUCCUUUUUUGGCAUCUCUUUCUCCUCGACUUCACUGAGGCCCAAGUGACCAGCGCCGACCCCGUUCGUUUCGCGACAUUUUUCGCCUCCUUCCUCUCGCCGGCUUUCGCUUCGUUGCUGUCCAGCGAGAGGGUGAGAGAACUGGAAAGGGAGAGCGACCUCCAGGGCGCGAAACCGACUGCAGACUCGCGCUCCACACAGCUUUCUCCCGGCGCUUCGUCUAGACGCGCUGGAGGCGAGGCCGCCGCGACGAGAACUGAAAACGCAGAGACAGAUACGUUUUCAGACGGUUUCCUUCCCGCCUGGUUUCUCUUCUUCUGCCUGUUUGUAUUCGCCAGUGUCGCGACAGUCAAGUGGGGCAGAGGCCUCGCCAGUCUCUCGCAUGGUCUUCUCGACUUCCUCUCGCAGUCCUACACGGCGAGAAUCGAGCCUCUUGUUGUUCUUCUCCGAGAGCUCUCCUUCCUCGCCUCCUCGGCUCGCCUUCUCAACGCUUUCCCUCUGAGUCUGCCGCCUCUUGGGGGAACGUCUUCAUCUUUCACAUCUUCCUCUAGCUCCUCGUCUCUUUCUUUUCCUUCUUCACCUACGUCUUUCGUCGCUGCGAGAGACGCCUCUCGCCGGCCUGCCAGACUGGCUGAAGACGCUGGAGAGGCUGCUUGCGAGUGUCAAGGGCAGACCCCCUGCGAGAUCCAGGACUCUGCCUCCGCCUCUCCUGCGAAAGCGAAGGAAGAACCACGAGGAGAGGCAGCAGCAGAAGAGAUAGAAGAAGAGAGGACGCUAGGGAGAAAACACGACGGAGAGAGCAGAGCGUUUCCAGGGAAGGGAAACAGCGAGAAUGGCAGUGCGAGGAACGCAACGGUUUGCCCUCUCUGGAGGCGCUUCUCGUUCGAAGUCUUCGUCGCGGUAGUCGAAGAAAUCAUGCAGGAGCCUCGUCGAUCGGUCUGCGCUUGCCUCGCGUUGCUAUCGCGCUUCACUGCCGCUGGACGCAGUUCCUCGUGGAGAGAAUGCCCACAGAAGCCGACGAAAGAGACUGAGAAGAGGCUCCAGGAGAGAUCCAACUCACAAGCGGAAAGCGAUGGCGACACCAAGAAGGCCGAAGAAGCCUUUGUUCAGCACGCGCUCCACGUUGUCUGGUCGACGGGAGAGGCUGUGAUUGCGGCGUUGAAUGCAGAGGACGCUGGGGGCGGCAAAGCUCAAGUGGCUUUCGUCCUCGACUGUCUGCGAGCUGGGGAGUCCCGCAGUUGAGAAACCAAGAACGCUGCGGAUCCGGGGAGACUCCGAGUGUACAAACAGCUAGGAGAGACCUUUCGUAGGUCGCAGACGAGGCGAGCGAUGCACCCAGUUUGCCGGCGACACCGAGCGAAAAACAAACAGGUGCUCGUUGUGAGGGAGGUCCAAAUCUUAGGCUCAAAAAACGAAUUUCGGCGGCCCUUUUGAGCCUUGCCUCCACGAAGUGUAUGGACCCUCACGCAUGUGAAGAGGCCGAGACGACCGGGUGUAUACACACUCAACAAACGCGUCCGCGACGGAGCGGUUCUUCUUGGAAUGUGGAAUUCGUGAAGGGUGGAUUUUUGACGAGCUGAGUCGAUUUUCUUUUGUCUCGUCACACUUUCGACAGCCGCGCCAGUCGCGUCGCCUAACAGAUGAGUGAAGCAGCGAAGAAAGAGUGAAAAUCCAAAGUGCCGAAACGCUGAAAAGAACUCGUUUUCCGUUGUCGGAAUCCGGUGGAGUCAGGCGAGGUCCUGAAAUUCCAACACACUGCACGACUUUUUCCUCAGCAUCUUCUGAGCUUCCUCUUUUCCCCAUACUCGCCACAUUCACUCUCGCUUCUUUGCUUCCUUCUUCUCUCCUGUAGCUGCUUCCCUCCCUGGAAAAACGCGUCCACGUACUCCUAUCCUAUACAUAUAUGUAUAUAUAUA
Toxoplasma gondii ME49 is the source of this 7547-nucleotide messenger RNA. RefSeq lists its product as hypothetical. The record is from RefSeq and is a predicted model, not a curated record. NCBI's taxonomy places the organism in Eukaryota, Apicomplexa, Conoidasida, Eucoccidiorida, Sarcocystidae. The transcript has 12 exons. The coding region runs from base 1453 to 6873 and encodes 1806 amino acids.